This is a messenger RNA of Phasianus colchicus (ring-necked pheasant), 328 nucleotides long. The record is from RefSeq and is a predicted model, not a curated record. NCBI's taxonomy places the organism in Eukaryota, Metazoa, Chordata, Aves, Galliformes, Phasianidae.
AUGAGCUUGCACGUGAGGUUUGCCAAAGAGAAGCCACGCGCCUGCAUUAGGCGGACCAAGUUGCAUUUCUGGGAUGGGAUGCAGCACGCCUCCCUCAUGCCACACAUCGCUGCCAAAGAGCGAACAGCGAUCUGGGACGCGGUGGCUAUCUACAUCCAAAAACAGCUCCUGCUGCACAAGGGGGUCCGAAUUCCAACUCUUGGCUCCUUCGAUGUUGUCCCCAUCAAGGCCGGUGAUGAGGCUUUGGUUAUGCCAAGGCCUGUGUUCCGCCUGGCCAGGAAUCUUGUACGUGCUCACAGCCUUACGGACGAUACGGAGUACCUGCCUG